Molecule: messenger RNA, 3454 nt
Organism: Amaranthus tricolor (Joseph's coat)
Lineage: Eukaryota; Viridiplantae; Streptophyta; Magnoliopsida; Caryophyllales; Amaranthaceae
Exons: 3
Coding region: 620-2527 (635 amino acids)
Source: RefSeq, a predicted model, not a curated record
CUUUUAUGCUUACCAGCCCAAAUUUCCUCUCUUUCUCUGUCUACAAUUCUCAAAUCUGGCAAUCUGCUUAGUAUUUUCUCUCUCUAAAAGCCCACAAAACAUCCCUCUUUAAUUUUCCUUCAGACACUGUUCUUGGGUCUCCUUACCAAGAACAUUGAAAUUUAACAUCAAAAAGGAUCAUUUUUUGAGGUGGGUCCUUACAAACAUUGGAUUAUUUCUUAGCUUGUUUUUUUUAGCAGAUAUUAAGAAAAUUCAACCAAGAACGUGGCUUACGAUUCCAUUAAUACUUUGUUAUUUCUCCUCCUUUCUCUCUCAUAGUUUAUGCAGUUGAACAGUUUUAUCUUAUUGACUCACUUCCUCAACUAAGUGGUGGGCGGUUACUUUUGAAGCUUUCCUAGCUUUUUGGUUGUAUAAAAGUUUCAAUUUUUAAGGAAUUUAUUGUUUUUCAUCUGGGUUUUGAAGUCUUGGAUCUUACACUCAGGAUUCUCUCAAGUUCAAGGUCCGGAAAGUCACAAGUCUUUGCAUUUGUUUUUCUCUGCAAAGUAGUGUUGUUAGAAACUGUACGAGAUUUUCCUGUCGUUCCCAGAUGAACUUGGUUAAUUGCUAACUUGCUGGUGACAUGGAGCGCGCUAAUGUUGUUAGGCAUAAAGAGGAUCAGAAUGAAGGAGAUACACAACACUGCUAUAGCGAGAUCCAUAAAUCCGUUGAUCGAAAUGUGUUGUACGCAUCAGAUCCUAAAGCUCAGACUAUGGUCAAAGGCAGAAAACCAGCAAAGACACUUGUUUUACAGUUGAUACAGUCGGAAACUUGCGAAAACUGGUUUCAAGAACUGUUCUUUAGACGAUCUCGUGGUUUACAACUUCAAAUUCCAAAGCAACUAGUAAGUUUGGAAGAGGAGUAUAUGAUGAAGAGCUUAGAACUCAUGCAUAUAAAUGCAUUGAAAGGAGCUCCGUGUGCUCUAUCCGUCAAUUUGGGUCCCUUGGAUUUUGGAUUUGUGUCUGAUUAUGCGGCAGUUGGGAGAAGCAGAUCGUCAGAUAUGGCAACUUGUGCGAUUGACUAUCCAAUGACAGUUGGAUCCCGAGAUUUGGUUUUUAGCUCCAGGGAUGAAGAUAUUGUUGGUUCCAUCAUGGGAAGCAAUAGUAUGAUGAGAAUAAUGAGAAACCCUCUGUUUCAAAGACUUGGAAUUCUAGAUCGUAAUGAAAAGCUUGGCGGCACUAAAUCGUUCGAUGAUAAUAAAUGCAUUCCUUCAUAUUACCAAGGUUCUCCAGGCCGAUUGACUCCCGGUAUUUCUCACAAGCAUGGAGAGGAGUCUUUGGCUCUUAGGAACCAGCAGUAUAGAUCAGACUUUGUACAGACGGGCUCUAAAUCUAUGUCAAGUGGAAUCUCAGUGCUCAGUGAUCAGGCUUGUAUAUCUUCCCUUUCUCCAAAGGGUUCUCAAGGGAUGCUUCAUUUUACUUGGGAUAAUGGGAUUCCAAAUUUUACUUUCACUUUGGAUGACCAGAAGGAAUUAUAUGUCGCAAAUGCAUGGAAAGCCGAAUUACCGAAUGAUAAAGCUCUGGAUUUCGUCUACUCGUUUCAUCUGAAAGCAUAUGGCCCUAAAUUGUUUGAUAGUUCCGAUCAUGAAGUUGAUUUGAUAGGCAAGAUGAAGGUCUCGACUUCCUUUUCGCUCUGUUCUAGUAAUUCUAGAAUUAUGGAAACUGAGUUUGUUCUGGUUGGUACAAACGAAAAUCACUCGAGGGAAACGCACACCUUAUCGCGAAAUGGUCGUCGUAGUAGGAAAUUGUCAAAGGUCAUGGAUGUGUUCAAGGCUGGUCACUCAUUUAAACAGAGAACCCCCUCGUUGUUCGGUGGAUCAAAUUCUAUUCCGGAAGAUUUUUCGCCGGAAAAGGGGCUAGACGCUUUCUGCAGUCCGUGUAAUGUUUGCAAACCUGAUCUUUUGGAGGAUGAUUUUCUACCCAAUCUCGAAAUGGCAGCAAUUGUUGUGAAGAAUCAUGUACACGAUGAGGAACGUCAGAAAGAAGUGGGAGGUUGGGGCCUCAAAUUUCUGAAGAAAGCUGAGACCAAUCAAACGGUUACUUCAGAAUCGUCUACUUCUUCUGAAUGUUGUCUCAGGAAUGUCGGGGAUUGUUCUACCAGCUUGGAUAUUAUAGUGCCUGCAGGCCCUCAUGGUGGGCCGAAAACGAAGAAAGGAGGGCCGAGUGGUCUCGUAGAGAGAUGGAGAUCAGGUGGCAACUGUGAUUGCGGUGGCUGGGACACUGGUUGUCCUUUGAAAACUUUCAAGGCUACGUCUAGAAGAGAAGAGGGUUGGUCCCCUUCCGAGACACAGGGGGACUGCAAAUCAUUUGACAUAUUCUUAGAGGGUUCAGCUCAGGAAACGCCUGCGCUAAAAAUGGUGAAUAUACGCGACGGUUUGUAUUUCAUCAGUUUCCAACCUUCUUUUCUGUCAGCAUUGCAAUGUUUUUCUAUUGCAGUUGCAAUCAUUCAUUCUCAGAGCCCAAGCUUGCACCCGAAACAUGUACAGCACUGAUGUUAUCAGAGGAUCAACAUCUCGAAAUUCACCUUGGCUAGGAUUGUAUUUGUGUUGUUGAUAGCUGCAAAAAAAGCAGAAUUUAGAUUGAAUAUACAUGAUUUUUUAGUGUUUAUUAUAGUUAUAUAUUAUAGGGGUGAUCUGAUAUAUAGCAAUGUUAUUAGUUUGUGUGUAGCUGUGCUGAUUGUUGUGGGUAUGGGUUACCUGCACAAUCCCAACAAGAGUAAUGUAUGUUUUUGUUUUCCCUUUUUACUAAAUUAAAUUGGGGCUUCAGUGCAAAUUUCUCCUUGCCCCAUUGUUGGAGUUAUGACUUAUUUUUAUUUAUUUUUUGUUGGAAUAGGUUAGAGAAUCUUUACCGGUAAGAAAGAUGAAUUAUCAAAUUCAUCAUGUAGGUGGUAAAAAUCAAUCUCGUGUCACAACCAUAUAAGAGAAAUCAGAAUGAGUUAUUAGUCAAUAAUUGGUAGGUAGAUAAGUAGAAAUGAUAGCAGAUUUGCAGUUAUAUAAAGGCCAAGAAUUUUUGUUUGUUGGACAUUAUUUUCCAAUGAUUGAUACUCUUUGAUAGAUGCUUUCCUUAAUUGAAUAAUUAAAUUGGGUUUUUCUUUUUUCAGAAAAAUAUAGGUUACAGAAUGUGACAUCAUGCUUUGAUCACUGGUUUUACCUUCUGGAUCCUGAACUAUCAUAGAUCUAAUUGCGAUUUAGUUGUUGAGCUUGCCAAUACCCGGUUUUUAUGUAAUGAAAAACUUGUUAUAUUGAAGUAUAAUUAAAUUAAGUUUAUGCUAAAAAUGUUUUUCCUACUUUAUUCAUUUUUAAGAAAACACAAAUAGUUAAGAGAGAAGGUCUUUUUAGAGAUUAUUUAUUUGGGCGCUUUAAAAUUAUAUUAAAUUUAAGGAAAAAUUAUUCAGAUCAUCCUAUCUAUUGUCUAUCAUU